AUCAUAGCAGGGCCUGCGUGUCAACCGUCAGACCCUGCUAGAGUGUGGAAGAGGUAUUACCGUACUUCAGAGAGAGAGAGAGAGAGAGGGAGGGAGAAUGGGGUCAGAAGAAGAGAAAGAGGCGGAAUACCACAGUAAAGAUUUUGAAUGGGAAGAGGUUAGAGAAGAGGUUGAAAAGGAUCCAUCUCUUUCCCACCAUUCCAUUCCUUUUACAACUGCAACAUCUUCUACUUCCAAUUCCUAUGAUGAUUUCUUUUCUGAGCCUUGGAAAUCCUUCCACAAACGCCACUCCUCUGGCAGAUUCUUCAAGGAAAGGAGGUACUUGCUGAAGGAAUUUCCAGAACUACUUUCCUGUGGUGAUUUUUCAAAGGUUUUGGAGGUCGGAUGUGGGAAUGGAAGCACUGUGCUUCCCAUUUUGCGUGGAAAACAGACUGCCGUUGUUUAUGCUUGUGACUGUAGCACAAAAGCUCUUGAAAAGGCAAGGGAGAUGGUUGAUGCUGUUUUGGGGCUCUCUAUCAAGCAUCGUUUCCAUGCCUUUUUCUGUGACUUCUCUGUGAAUGGAUUUCCAAGUUGGUUGUUCUGCGACGCAUGCCAAAAAACCUACCCAAAGCGACCUGAUUGCCUAGCAGAUGUUGAGGUGAAUAAUGAGGCCAGCCCAAGUGAAUUGUCUUCCUUGCAAGGAGCCAUGUGUUGCAUUGGCGGAGUUGAUUUUGUUACCUUGAUCUUUACUUUAUCGGCCGUACCAUUUCAGAGAAUGCCUCCAGUCAUUACAGAAUGCAUCUCUGUUUUAAAGCCCGGGGGGCUGCUCUUAUUCCGGGAUUAUGGUCUUUAUGACAUGACCAUGCUUCGAUUUCAACCAAACAAAAGAGUGGGGUUCAGAGAGUAUGUGCGGUCUGAUGGAACUCACUCAUAUUUCUUCUCUCUAGAUACUGUGAGGGAACUCUUCCUAGGUGCAGGCUUCAUCGAGCUGGAGCUUGAGUAUUGUUGUGUCAAGUCAGUGAAUCGCCGAAGUGGGAAGGACAUGCGGCGGGUUUGGGUUCAUGCAAAGUUCCAGAAGCCUAUCUGAAGCUGCCUAUCAAGCAUCAGCACAUUACUGGAGGUAAUGAGAGAAGUAAUCAACUUAUAUUUUUCACUACUCUUCUAUAUCGAAAUUGAGUUUGCUAAUCCCAUGCAUAUACGUGUGGCCACAUCUUGUUUCCCAGGAACGCAUCUGGGACCCCAAACGUGGAUGAGGUGGGGCCCAUCAUCUAGAUGACCUGACUCAAAAGUCGGAAGUUCAAUCCAUCAGGUGGGUCAUGAAGCAUGCACCAAAACCACGGGCAGUUUAAAUAUUGCAACAGUCCACAUUUAACCAGUAGCUGUGGUCCGCCUAAUGAGUUGACGAGCUUGAUUUUUGGGUUAGGAUAUCCAGUCGGUUUGACCCUCCUAAUGGAGAGUUGCAUGUGAGCUUAGCAUACCUCGCUGUCGAUCAUGGGCAUUGGACAGUCCUGCCUUGGAUGGUCGGUGUGGAUGAUUUCACUGUGGAAGGAUUCUACCCAUGGUUUAUAUUGAUGAUAAAGUAUCCAACGCCAAACGCUAAUGAUGUGAGACAAGUACACAAGAUCUGGACUGUUCAUACAUUGUACCCUAUGGCACACCCGUGAUGUGAUCCUAGCCAUCGAUUUGAUGACUUUUGCAUACCAUUGAUUGGAAUAUUUUCUAGCCAUCCAUUUGUAAUUUCGAACAAUCCCCUGAACAGUGGCUAAAGAUCAACUCAUUCCUUGUGAAUUUUUGGGGUAUGCCUCAUCGGUGAUAGGAUCUAGAGUGCCUGAUGACCAAGAUGAUAUUUUUUAUAACAUUGGAUCCUCUCUACAUCAUACCAUUCAUGUGUCUAUUUUCUUCUUUUGUGCUCGAUUAGGGUUUGCAACCCCAAUUAAUUGGCAUUUAAGGCUUAGAUGGUGGUGGUGAUACUUGAUUAGGGUUUCUGAUAUGGGUGAUCAGAGUUUGGAUUGUAAAUACAGACCAGACUGCAAUUUAGGGAAUUUGUUACUUGA
Magnolia sinica is the source of this 2033-nucleotide messenger RNA. RefSeq lists its product as uncharacterized. Lineage: Eukaryota; Viridiplantae; Streptophyta; Magnoliopsida; Magnoliales; Magnoliaceae. Bases 98 to 1066 code for a protein of 322 amino acids. The record is from RefSeq and is a predicted model, not a curated record. The transcript has 7 exons.